This is a messenger RNA of Talaromyces stipitatus ATCC 10500, 213 nucleotides long. RefSeq lists its product as uncharacterized. Lineage: Eukaryota; Fungi; Ascomycota; Eurotiomycetes; Eurotiales; Trichocomaceae. The record is from RefSeq and is a predicted model, not a curated record. The coding region runs from base 1 to 213 and encodes 70 amino acids. The transcript has 3 exons.
AUGUUCGGUGGAGGUAAUGACAAUCUUCCUGGAUACGUCAAUUUCUUAUCAUUCAUCACUAACUCAUCUUUCUUAACAGAGCAACAACUAUCCAAAGAGGAGAUCAAGGCCGGCGAGAUCGAGGCACAGCAAACAGUCCAGUUCGCUAUUGUCGGCGGUAUCCUUCUAUACCUUUCUCCAUUCGCUAUUGAUCUCGCCAAGAAGUUCCUAUAA